This is a messenger RNA of Quercus robur (English oak), 1225 nucleotides long. Its product is annotated as chloroplast envelope quinone oxidoreductase homolog. The record is from RefSeq and is a predicted model, not a curated record. The coding region runs from base 132 to 1124 and encodes 330 amino acids. The transcript has 4 exons. Gene Ontology annotation, molecular function: oxidoreductase activity. Lineage: Eukaryota; Viridiplantae; Streptophyta; Magnoliopsida; Fagales; Fagaceae.
AUACGACGUACGUGCCAUGGCCUAUCAAUUUCCAUGGUUACUAUAAAGCCACACCUCCCUAGCAAGCGAACCCCACACUGAUUUUGCCUAAACGUGAGUUGAGAGUCUUAACUUCUUUUAGAGCUGUGGAUAUGGCUGGGAAACUCAUGAAAGCAGUGCAGUACAAUGGCUAUGGCAAAGGACCUGAUGGCUUACAGCAUGUUGAAGUACCGAUUCCCACUCCCAAAAAUGAUGAGGUUUUGUUGAAAUUGGAAGCAGCAAGUCUAAAUCCAUUUGACUGGAAAGUUCAGAAAGGCAUGCUGAGGCCUUUUCUUCCUCGCAAGUUCCCUCACAUACCUGCUUCUGAUGUGGCAGGAGAGGUUGUGGAGGUUGGACCAGGAGUGACAAAUUUCAAAGCUGGUGAUAAAGUUGUAGCUGUGGUUAACCCAAUGAAUGGGGGUGGACUAGCAGAGUUUGCUGUGACCAAGGAGAACAUUACAGUUGCAAGACCAUCUAAACUUUCGGCAGACAAAGUAGUAGGCUUGCCAAUUGCAGGUUUGACGGCUCACCAGGCUAUAACACAAUCAGCUGGUGUCAAGCUUGAUGGAAGUGGAAAGAAGAAGACAAAUAUUCUGAUAACUGCUGCUUCUGGUGGUGUGGGUCACUAUGCGGUUCAAUUGGCCAAGCUUGGCAAUACACAUGUGACAGCCACUUGUGGUGCUCGCAACAUUGAACUUGUCAAGAAGUUAGGUGCUGAUGAGGUUCUUGACUACAAGACCCCAGAUGGGGCAACUCUGAGGAGCCCCUCUGGCAUAAAAUAUGACGCAGUUAUUCACUGUGCAACAGGCAUUCCUUGGUCUAUUUUUGAGCCUAAUUUGAGCCCAAAUGGGAAGGUAGUUGAUAUUACUCCUGGCCCUAGUGCCCUGGUGACUUUUGCCCUGAAGAAACUUACAUUGUCCAAGAAGCAAUUGGUGCCACUAAUAGUAAUUCCCAAGAGUGAGAACCUCCAAUAUCUUGUUAACUUGGUCAAGGAAGGGAAGCUCAAGACAAUAAUUGACUCAAAAUAUCCCCUGGGCAAGGCCAAAGAUGCUUGGGCUAAGAGUAUUGAAGGCCAUGCAACUGGGAAGAUCAUUGUGGAGCCUUAGGUAAAUGUAAUAUCUUGUAAAUGCAUCUCAGGAUGUUUGGUUUUACCUUGUAAUUAAGUUCCUUCUAUCUGAUUCUGCAAAAUGAUGAUGUUUAGGUUAUA